Messenger RNA from Acanthamoeba castellanii str. Neff, 241 nucleotides. RefSeq lists its product as uncharacterized. The record is from RefSeq and is a predicted model, not a curated record. The transcript has a single exon. Lineage: Eukaryota; Discosea; Longamoebia; Acanthamoebidae. The annotation marks the transcript as partial.
AUGAUCAAUCACCUCUUCUACUCGGCCAAUGGCAACCCACUCAUCGACAACCAGCGGAGAGGCCAGGCACAGGCCUUGGGCGGCGAAGAAGACUAUGGGGGGGAGGGGAUCAACUUUGAAGACAUCGAUGAAGAUGAGGAUGGAGGAGAGCACCAUCCCUUCUACCUGCCCCAGGGCAUCACCGAAAUCGACGAUUCUGAGCUCGAGGAGUUGCUCUACUCCUCCGAAGAUGAGGAUUCUG